Penaeus vannamei (Pacific white shrimp) is the source of this 564-nucleotide messenger RNA. The record is from RefSeq and is a predicted model, not a curated record. NCBI's taxonomy places the organism in Eukaryota, Metazoa, Arthropoda, Malacostraca, Decapoda, Penaeidae.
AUGUUAAAUAUACAGGCUUCAUUCAAAAAAUUCGGCGCCAUCGAAUAUUCUGGUUUCCUUUCAGAUUCCGGCAUUGUUUUCUUUACCGAGUUGGUGAGAACGCAUUGCCGUCAGUUGAAAGUCAGCCACCAUGCAAGCAACAUGGAAUCCACCAAAAUCGAGACCAGAACAAACAUAAAGUUCAUGGUGAAACUUGUGGAUGAAACAUGGCUCUACUACUGCCAUCCCGAGGACAAUAUUCAAUCAAAGCUGCCCCGGGGUAGAAGUAGACCAGUCAAAUCAAAAUCUGAAUGUUCAAGAGGAAAGGUCAUGGUCACUGUCUUCUGGAAUGCAGAGGGGAUUUUGCUAGUUGACUUCCUCGAGAACAAGAAGACUAUUACAGCUGCUCAUUAUGAAGGCGUUUUGAGAAAACUGUCCCAAAAAAAUUAUCGGAAAAACGCCCUAGAAAGCUGCAUCAACGCGUCCUCUUCCACCAUGACAGUGCACUCGCUCAUCGUGCUUGGCAAACGUGAGUUGUGCUCCGUGAGUCGAUGGGAAAUCCUCCGACAUCCUCCUUACACCUGA